Molecule: messenger RNA, 429 nt
Organism: Gossypium raimondii (Peruvian cotton)
Lineage: Eukaryota; Viridiplantae; Streptophyta; Magnoliopsida; Malvales; Malvaceae
Exons: 1
Coding region: 1-429 (142 amino acids)
Source: RefSeq, a predicted model, not a curated record
AUGCCAUUUGGUCCCACUAACGCUCCAACAUUUCAAGCUGUUAUGAAUGAUCUAUUCAGGCCUUAUUUGCGGAUAUUUAUUCUAGUCUUCUUCGAUGAUAUCCUUAUUUAUAGCAAAGAUAUGAACCAACACUUACAACACCUCCGUAUAGCUCUUGAUCUACUCUACAACAACAUAUAUCAUGCCAAAGCUUCCAAGUGCCACUUUGGCCAACCACAGAUAAAUUUUCUUGGACAUAUGGUAAAUUCUAAAGGAGUACAAGUUGAUCAAGCCAAAAUCCAAGCAGUUCAAUCCUGGCCUGUUCUUACCAACUUAAAGAAGUUACGUGGAUUUCUAUGCCUGACAGGAUACUAUCGCAAAUUCGUCAAGAACUAUGGACUGAUAGCACGUCCUCAUACUCAUCUCACUAAGAAAGAUGGCUUCCAAUGA